Molecule: messenger RNA, 1529 nt
Organism: Miniopterus natalensis
Lineage: Eukaryota; Metazoa; Chordata; Mammalia; Chiroptera; Miniopteridae
Product: E3 ubiquitin-protein ligase TRIM22-like
Molecular function (GO): protein binding; zinc ion binding
Source: RefSeq, a predicted model, not a curated record
CAGGGGAGCACGGCAAUGGACACUUCAUCACGAGCGAACAUAGAGGAGGACGUGACCUGCCCCAUCUGCCAGCAGCUCCUGACAGAACCCUUGAGCCUGGACUGCGGCCACAGCUUCUGCCAAGCCUGCAUCACCACCAACAGCCAGUCAGUGGGCCUCUUAGGAGGGCAAUGCCGCUGUCCUGUGUGCCAGAGCAGUUACGAGCCUUGGAACCUCCGGCCUAAUAGGCAGCUGGCCAGCAUAGUGGAGAAAAUCAAGGGAAUCAAUAUGAGUUCACACCAGUGGCAGAGGAGAGAUCUCUGUGAGCACCACGGGGGAAAUUGCCAUCUCUUCUGUAAUGAGGAUGAAAAGGCUAUUUGCAGCAGUUGUGUCCAGGAGCACCAAGGUCACCAAAUAUGCCCCGUGGAGGAGGUGGUCCAAGAAUGUCAGGAGAGGCUCCAGGCAGCUCUAGACAGACUGACGCAGGAGCAGCAGGAAGCCGAGAAGCUGGAAGAGAAGAUCGAUGAUGAGAGAGCCACCUGGAAGACAGAGAGAGAGAGGAUUCAGAAAGGGUUUGAGGAAAUGAGAGGCAUUCUGGACAGAGAGGAGCGAAGGGAGCUGUUUCAGCUGGAGGACGACCAAGUGCACGUGCUGGAUAACUUGGCCAUGGCUAAAGACCAGGUGGCCCAGCAGAGGCAAUACAUGAGGGAGCUCGCCUCAGGUCUCCAGUGUCACAACUAUGAAUCAUCUGUACGCACGCUGCCGGAUAUGAUUAACAUCAUAAGAAGAAGCGAGUCCUGGACCUUGAAGAAGCCAAAAGUUUUUCCCAAGAAACUAAAGAGUGCAUUCCGAUUACCAGAUCUGAGUAGGAUGCUGCAAGAGUUUAAAGAGCUGACAGGAGUCCAAAGCUACUGGGUGGACCUGACGAUGAAUCCACUCAGUGCCCUUUCGAACGUUGUCAUUUCUGCGGAUCAGAAACAAGUGACAAUGGGGGACGAUUUUAUGUUUAGGAAUGUAUAUCCGUGUAACUUUUCUGCUUUGGAUGUCUUGGGAAGCAAAAAUUUCUCCUCAGGAAAAUACUACUGGGAAGUUGAUGUGUCUGGGAAGACAGCUUGGAUCCUGGGGGUACACAGUAACACAAGUAACCUCAACAGAAAAAGCAGCUCUGGGUUUGUUUUCAACCCAAACGUAAAUUAUCCAAAUGUUUACUCCAGAUUCAAACCUGAAAAUGGCUACUGGGUUGUAGGGCUGCACAAUGAAUCCGAGUACAGUGCCUUCGAGGACUCUUCCACCGCUGAUCCCAGGGUCUUGACGCUUUCCAUGGCUGCUCCUCCCCGUCGGGUUGGGGUUUUCCUAGACUAUGAAGCAGGCACUGUCUCAUUUUUUAAUGUCACAAACCAUGGGUCACUCAUCUAUAAAUUCUCUAAAUGUUGCUUUUCUCACGCUGUUUAUCCCUAUUUCAAUCCUUGGAACUGUCCCGUUCCCAUGACUCUGUGCCCACCAAGCUCCUGAACCUUCUCCUUCCCCCACCCACUUCUGUGCAGUGACCG